CGGGGCCGGCCAGGGAGGCACUGUCCCCACGGGUCUCAGGGCACAAGAAGUGUUUCACACGCUUGUUGCAUCGGUCAGCACUGAAGUACCGCCUUGCCAAUGUUAAUCGCCGCUUCCUUGAGCUCAGGGUAAAAUUCCUGAGCACACGCAUGCCUGUAAUGUGCAAAGUGCUUUCCUCGCUCUUCUCAUCUGCCCUAUCAUUUCCUUAGAGUGUAAUUACUGCAGUGCUUUUAGCUGGAGCGCUUAGGUAUCAUCCAGAUACAUGCGAAACACAAUGUUGUGCACAUGUAUCAUUUUUUUAAAAGUUCAAUUCAGGUCUGUAAGGAAGGGCUUGCUGUUCGGGGUAAGAGUGAAGCUCCAAACUAAACACACUUAGGACGGUAAUAACUAGAAAGAAUGCUUGUCUGGCUCUGAGUGCCUUCGCACUGGUGGUUUGCUCUGCUUGGCAAGUUUUGUUGUCUAAGUGCAAACCAGACUGAAUUUUAAAAAUGUAAAGCACAUUAAUAAUCAAAAUUAAAGGUUAAAAAAAAUCUAGCGAGUUUUCUGUAAAUCACCCACAUGGGGCAUCUUGCAGGAUUAAAUAACACCAAACAUGAUUUUUGUUCCUGCUGACAGCAAGUAUUCCCUCUUGUGGAGAGAGAGAGAGAAUCUUAGCCUAUUGUAUGUACAAACUUAGUUAUCCAAACAUUAGUUGAGGGAGGAGAAUAUGUACCUAAAGAGAGCUGAAACCUCACUUCUUUUUCUCUUAUUAACUGUAAGAGAAUAAUCAGCUGUAUCUUACACUGUAUUUCUUUUUUUGUCUUUACACCCCUGUCUCCAAUGAGUUCUGAUCUCAUGUGAAUGCGAGGGAAUGCAUUUGGUCCUGGUUAUUCCUUUAAAUAUGAGGGAGUUCUUCCCUGUCCAGCAAGCAGAAAUAUUUGCUUCCCCAAUGACUAAACAUACUGGCAUAUUUCUGUUCUCUUUCCCAAAAAGCCGUGCUCUUACUGUAUAAAAGAAACUAACUGCCUAAACCUGACUUAAAUUCUGGUAACUUGCUGUUAAGUUUAGAGGGAAAAGCACCCAAGACUUCUUACAAACUUUUUUAUCCACUUCUAGUUUCACCUUCUCUUUCUGCUCAGUUCUGGUUCUGUUCUGGGCAUUACAUGGCCAGGAAUUUUGUUGGCUUCUCUUGCUGUUUUAUAUGUUUAUGUACAGAUUUACAGUGCUUCAUACUUUUGCCCAAAGCUCUAUUUGCUUUGAUUAAGUUUGUUUCCACUCGCUGAUCUUACUAGCCCUAUAUUCAUCCAUCCAUCCAGCCAUGGGUAACUGUCCUGAUGUGUUUUCCUCUGUGUUUUUUUUCCCUCAAAGUUACCAAUUUUUGCUUCCAAGACUGCCCUUGAAUCCUUGAGAAAAGGUUUAAAGCCCUUAGGUAGUUGUUUGUGGGCAGCCUCCAGCACCUGGUACCAGGAGGUGCCCAGAGGGUGAGGGGCAGUGGAAGCCCUGGCCUAGGGGGGCUCGGGUCAGUGCCACAUUGCACCCCUGGUUAUCCUGCCUGCUGGGUGGCCAGUGGCCAGCCAUGGACAGAACUGCACCUCCCACCCUUUGAGUUUCUUGAUUUUCUAGGCAGGCAUGAGGCGUGCAGACUUCUUAAAAAUGCUGUUGUGGCUGGUCUCAAUAAAUAGAUCAAUAGUUAUUAGGUGAAAAUGUUGACCCCUGCUGUAUUGAUAGUCCAGAGGGCUUGCCAAUACCUAGAAUGAAUUCACUGUUUGAGCCUGGGAUGAUUCAGGUAUGUAUCUGGUAUUUCCCAGGAGAGGGCAUAACCAUAACAAAUGUUCAGUUAUUUAACGCUGGCCUUGGAUUCAGCUGGAUGGACUCAUAACUUUUAGGUAAAAGAUACACAGAGACACUGAAAUCCUAGGUUAAAAGUAUCUAACUUGUCUUUUAUUGGGUUGUGUCACUCCCACUUGUGUGGGUGAGCGACUGACAUCAGAAAGGAGAAUCAGUUUUCCUCUUUGAGCAGACAAGUGGCAACCAAAACAUUUUCUUUUUCCCACUCUGUAUAGGUGUUUUUACUACUUGUUAAUAUAUCUUCCUCUUCCUUAGCUAUUUAUAUUUCUAUAUCCAAGUACCCACACCAUGCCUUUCCAGAACAAUUUGGUCCUGGUUCUCCUUUGCUCUUUAAGCCUUGGCAAAUCACUCACAGCUUUGUGAAUCACAUUUCCCAUCGUGAAAGAGAAGUCCUUGUCUAUGUGUAAGGUAUCUUUUAUACAGUAACUUGGGAUUAAGAUGUGUUACUAAAGUAUGACAUCCGGAUAUUGGAGAAAAUAUCUGUUAUGACACAGCUACUGUUGCAUCUGUGCAUCUACUGUAAAGUUUUACAUGCAAGUCAUUUGCUUUUCAGAGUGUAAAAAAAUGGAUUUGGCCAACCAUGGACUUAUUCUGCUGCAGCAGCUAAAUGCUCAGAGAGAGUUCGGUUUCCUGUGUGACUGCACAGUUGCCAUUGGGGAUGUCUACUUCAAGGCACACAAAUCUGUCCUCGCUUCUUUCUCCAACUACUUCAAGAUGUUGUUUGUUCAUCAAACCAGUGAAUGUGUCCGUUUGAAAGCGACCGACAUACAGCCAGACAUCUUCAGUUAUCUCUUGCAUUUGAUGUACACUGGGAAGAUGGCACCACAACUCAUUGACCCAGUUCGACUAGAACAGGGAAUAAAGUUUCUGCAUGCAUAUCCACUAAUUCAAGAGGCCAGCCUUGCAAGUCAGGGAACUUUUUCUCACCCGGAUCAAGUCUUUCCAUUAGCAUCUUCAUUAUAUGGCAUUCAGAUUGCAGAUCACCAGAUAAGGCAUCCCACUAAGGUUACGUCAGCGACUGACAAACUUGGGCGAGAACCACGGCCUCAGACAUCCCGGAUGAGCCAAGAGCAGGCUUCUGAUGGCUCACAGCUCUCGCAGUUGGGUGCAAAUCUGCCACAAGUGAGCCGGACAAAUAUGUCUGCUUCUGACCCAUUGCCAUCUUCUCUGUCUCCGGAAUUGGUGUCUGCUGCUGGUAAUAAUUCACCUUCGGGAGAAGAGGCCAAUAUGGAAGCAUCUUCUUCAGAUGAGCAGCCUGCCUCUCUCACAAUAGCACAUGUCAAGCCAAGCAUUAUGAAAAGGAACGGAAGCUUCCCAAAAUACUAUGCCUGUCACCUCUGUGGCCGGCGGUUCAACCUGCGCAGCAGCUUGCGGGAGCACCUGCAGAUCCACACGGGAGUUCCCUUCACAUCUAGCCAGCAGGGAGAGAGUAAUAUUUCUUUGUCUCUUUGUAACAACACAGCUGAUAAAGAUGCCAUGGAAGUGCCUGAAGCGGGGAUGAUUAGUGACAGCGAGCUGCAGCAGAUCUCAGACUCCCCAAUAAUUGAUGGGCAGCAGCAGUCAGAGACGCCUCCCCCCUCCGAUAUCGCAGAUAUCGACAACCUGGAGCAGGCAGAUCAAGAGAGGGAGGUAAAGAGACGGAAAUACGAAUGUUCCAUCUGUGGUCGCAAAUUUAUUCAGAAAAGCCACUGGAGGGAGCACAUGUACAUACACACGGGCAAGCCCUUCAAGUGCAGCACUUGUGACAAAAGCUUUUGUAGGGCUAACCAGGCUGCCAGACACGUGUGCCUAAACCAGAGCAUGGACACGUACACCAUGGUGGAUAAACAGACUCUGGAGCUCUGUACCUUCGAGGAAGGCAGUCAAAUGGACAACAUGCUUGUACAGACCAACAAGCCCUACAAAUGUAACUUGUGUGACAAAACUUUUUCAACUCCCAAUGAAGUAGUCAAACAUUCGUGCCAAAAUCAAAACUCUGUCUUUACGCUAGAAGAAGAUCGCUCCAUUCUGUUAGGUGGUGGGGACACAGAAGCCACAGAGACUGAUAACGCAGUGUUAGCCUCCAUCAAAAAGGAGCAGGAAGCAGUGUUGUUAGACUGAAUGUGAAACCUAUAUCAAUUUUUUAAAGUUUCUUUACUCAUUUUUUAUUAAAUCCAUUUUUUCCUCCCGCUACCUCUUACCUCACCCCUACCAUCUUUUCCAGCAACCUCCUUCCCACCCUUUGUCUUCAGCAACCAGAACUGUACUGGCACAUUAAGGAAAUUGGACUUUGCCUCUCCCACCAAAACAAACAAAAAGCUCUUGCAUCAAACCACAACAAAAUUGAUUUUAAUACAAAGGAACAUGUGGAAAAACAAUCCAGCUAACUAUGUUGAUAGUAUUAGUUAUUCCAAAUUUAAUAGAUUUUAAACAAAAUUUGGAUUGCUUAAAAGUGUAUUUAGAUACAAUGAUGAGUGUAAUGAGAAACAGAGUAUCAGUUUGGUAAGCCAAGGAUAUUUGUAUUUUAGUUUCCCUGGUAGAAGGCAUUUUGAGAUCUUGCAGAUUAAACACUGUGCUCUUUACAAGUCUGCAUGCAAGUUGAUUAAGGUUAUAACCUAAGCCCUCAGAACUUUUCCUCAAAGAAUGCAGGAAUCUCUGUUCAUUGAGUUAAAAAGAGCUGAGGGUGUUGGUUUUCUUUUAGCCGUAUGUUUUCUUUCAAGUAUGCCUUUGGGUAUCUGUUUCAGAGUCAAGCCAAGUUGUUACUUAGUCAAAUUCUGACUCAAGUAGCUGUAAUAGUAAUGUGAUGGCAAUCUUUAUAUAUAUAUAUAUAUAAAUACUGUAUAUGUAUAAAGAUUUAUAUAUAUAUAAAGUGUCUGUGUGUAUAUUUGGUACAGGUAAAUAAAUGCACACAUCCUUUUUAAGUAACUGGCCGUCUGCUCUCAGAUUCAGCCUGGAAUGUCUUUUAGUUGUUGGACAAAGCUAGUCAUUGCACAGGUUGCUUUUAGCCAAAUUGAAACAUCCUGAGCUGUGUGCAUUUUUAUUGACCUGUUGAAGAGAAGCCAGUAGGUAAGUGUUGUCACCCAAGCUACCAAGGAAACUAGAGAAGUGGCAUACAGGUGAACACUGCACCAUCAUUAGUGCAGCACAUGCGUGUGUUGUUAGCUAUACAGAGCUUUGAGUCUUUCUGGAUGAAAGGAGAGAGGAAAAGCUUUAUUUCCUUACUCAGGCAAGGAAUGUCCAUGAUUUCAUUUGGUCUAAUAGCAUGAGUUAAGAAGAAGGAAAAGCGGUAUUACAGCAACAGGUGAUCAUGGUUGUUUUAAAAUGAAUCUGUAGUGCUGGCUAGAAAAUUCUGCUCUAUGAGAGUCCUGUUAUUUUGAAAGCCAAGACAAAGCCUGCAAAAACUGAAAGGGUGAAUUCUGUAGUUUUAGUUACUGCUGAUGGUAGUACUGCAUCUUUGUGUUAAAAAUCAAGUUGUUGAUUUUUAUUAUUUUAUAUAGAUGCCCAGAUUUUUUGCUGGUAGCCUAAAAACCUAAACUGACAGCAGCAGUGAAGCCCACUGAGCAAUUACUGGGCCAACAGAAGGUCUAAGUGGACAGAAAAAGUGCCCCAUCAUAAAUGGAGACAGUGUGUGUUUGGGGGGAGGGGUGGGAGAGGGCAAGUCACAAACCACAGCUCUUCUCUGUGUAUACGUUUAAACUGAAUAUCAUCUUUUUGUGUAUAGUUAAGUUCUCAGAUUUGUAAGUUUUUAUACAUCAUUUCAUUGAAUAAAAACUGAAUUAAAUGGGAUAUGAUUUAUUGAGUUGAAGGUGAAAGGUUGUUGGUGUUCGGUCUUCCUGGAUGAGCUCUUGCUGAAUGAGUUUAAAAGCCAAGCAAUGUAUUCUGUUUAUCAGACUAAAACCUCCAUUACACAGGUGAACAAUGAGCUUACUAAAACUUGAGGUGGAUUUAGCACAAAAAGUCUCUACAUACUAGAUUUUUUCCCAGCUUAUUAUAAUGUGACCAUUAUUGUAAAGUUUAUUGUAAGUGCUAUUGAUUUUAUUAUCUCUCUUUUAUUAGAGUUAUAGGUUUAAAAUCAAUUGACUUCAAAGUCUAGAAGUCUUUUGAGGUUAUUUUAGUGCUGCCCAUUUUAAAACUUUAGGAUCUUCAUCUACCAGUAAAAUUUUCUUAAAUGUGGGGUUUAUUUAAUCUUUCUUAGUCCAAAAUGCUCUGAGAAUAGAAAAACAAAAGAAUAAACCUUUCCUAGUUCAGGGUAACAUCAGCUUUGGAGAUAUCUGUGGUUUAGGGGAUAGUCACAAGUUCAUUUCCAAAAUGACUGAAGCUGCUAAAGGUGCUACCACCUCAGCUGUUAGUUACUGCUUAGAUGCUUUUUUUUUUUUUUUUAAUCCAGUUCUGCUAUGGGGCAAAGUACAGCAGUUCAGCUCAACUCCCCAGAUGGCUGGUUGUGUAAGGGUGCAUGUGGCCACAGCAUUUAUUGUGAGACACUAUUCCUGCUCUCACUUCUCCUUCUCCACUGUUUGGACAUCAUGAUGUUUUCUAGGUUACAUGUUGAAUGGACUCAAGCGAAAAACAACCAGUCUUAAAAGAAGCUAUUUUUCUGUCAAACUUGUUCCUUAUUUUAGCUCUGCAGAAGGUUUUGAACAGCUCACAGAUUGUGCAGAGACAGAGAUGAGCUGGGAAGAGCCUUACUGAAGGCAGCGUUGCUGCUGGCAGCACCCAGGAUGUAGAAGAUGGGAAGGGGUGACUCCCACUCGGGCAGGCAGCUCCUUUGGAGGGCAGAGUGGCCUUGCAGGCUGGUGUGCUGCCCAGCAAGAUGAGCAGGGUGGGGCAGGGAAACAAGCAGCCAUGGAAGGAGUUGGUUGUGAUGGUCCUGUUGCUACAAGGAAUGUGAAAUUGCAGGCUCAGCAGAGAUACUUUCACCUGUUAAUAUUUAUUCUUAUGAAAUAACACUGUCAGGUAAAAAGAAAAAAAAGCCACAAUAAAGAGACUGUUUUAAUA
This is a messenger RNA of Zonotrichia albicollis (white-throated sparrow), 6801 nucleotides long. Lineage: Eukaryota; Metazoa; Chordata; Aves; Passeriformes; Passerellidae. The record is from RefSeq and is a predicted model, not a curated record.